AUGCCGAACCCGACCAUAUGUUCGCCUGAGGUCAAUUACAAUGCUCCACAUGGAGAGCCACAAACGACCACGGCGCGCCGGUCAUCACAAGUCCAAAAACGGGUGCUUGACCUGCAAACCGGCCGCAAGUGUGAAGGCCCUGUGAUUAACGAGAUCCAUUUCAUCAAUAGUCACCAAGAUAGUCCGUCGAGCUCGUCGAACACUCCAUCAAGAAGGCUCGUAUUCUCAGUCGGAACGCCACCACAUGCCGAGGCUGAACGCCGUAAUUUCCAUUUCUUCACCAAUUUCGCAGCACCGCUUUUCGCAGGUGCAGUGGACGAUAGAUUCUGGACAGAACUGGUUCCACAACUCGCACAGACCUACAAUUUUGUCUGGGAUUCUGUUGUCUGCUUGAGUUCAUUAGUCGAACACGCCCAGCACACGCACACGCCUUCGUCGACUGCAUCCGACUCACCCCCAAACCCUUUCGAAAUCCCCAAUCGACACCAUCAGCAGGCACUGAGGCUCUACAACCGAGCCAUAUCGAGUCUGCGACAACUAGCAGCGCGCGGUCAGGUGAACAGCUCCAUCAUCACCCUGAGCUAUAUACUAUUCUCGUCGGUCGAGUUCCAGCAAUGGAACGUAAAUACCGGUAUUCAACUGCUGAAAAGAUGUUGCGCCAUAUCGAUCGAAAACCUCUUCAUCGACAAUCCCGCUAAAGACUCAACUUCAAGCCUGGCGGUCCAUCAGGUGGUCACACCUUUCGUAUUGCGGAAGGCCGUAUUGACGGCCACAUUGGGCUGCGCUCUUCCGCUGCAAUGGCCCCCUGACGAGGGGACCAGCCAGAGCCUGAACAAGACACUAUCUCGAUCACCGGCGCUUGCAGAAGCCAGAUCCCAAUUCUACCUCUUGGUGAAUGACUCGUACGAAGUAAUACGACUCGCGGACUUCAUGCCCCAUAUUGCCGACAGUCACCCACUAAAGAAGACAUUUACAUCUGACCGCGUAUCGCUGAUGGAAAGACUAAUGCGGUGGAAAGCCUUAACAAUCAAUAUUACCACUUCACCACACGAUCCAGAAAUCGACUGGAUGCUAUCCUACCUCUUGAUGUACUGGGCCGUCUGUUACAUCUACCUAGCCACCUGCACCAGCACGCGCCAAACUCCAUUUGACGAGCACAUGGAACGCUUCGCCACGAUCGUCCAGCAUGCACAGAACUAUCUCAGACACACGUCCAACUUGACCCGGAUCCGUCUCCUAGCCAGCGUUGGCCCGGGAGCGCUUCCACCAUUAUACUUCUGCGCGAUGAAAUGCCGCGAACCACGACUGAGGAGGGAAGCGCAGAGACUCAUGCCUCUGGCUCCUGCUCAGGGAAACGAGUGGGCGUUGGUGGAACCGGAGCGCGUCGUCGCCAAGAUCAUCUCGCUCGAGGAGGGAGAAGGACAAGCUCGACCCGCCACGUCACCAGGCCCAGCAUCAGUCACCGAGCGCUUGCCUGAUCUGCCGCCGGAGGAACGACGCUUCGCAUUCGUCAGUGUCGUGCCCCGACGAGCACCAGGCGGCAGACUGAGACAGGCCCUUGAAUUGAAUCGCUUUGAAGAAUCGGCGGUCAGCGGCUCGCGACGCCUGAUUAGUGACUACGUCUGGUUGGAUGAUGAAUAUACUUAA
Exophiala bonariae is the source of this 1647-nucleotide messenger RNA. RefSeq lists its product as uncharacterized. Lineage: Eukaryota; Fungi; Ascomycota; Eurotiomycetes; Chaetothyriales; Herpotrichiellaceae. The record is from RefSeq and is a predicted model, not a curated record. The transcript is spliced from 2 exons. The coding region runs from base 1 to 1647 and encodes 548 amino acids.